Messenger RNA from Drosophila virilis, 5010 nucleotides. RefSeq names its product F-box and WD-40 domain protein 7 (gene ago). Gene Ontology annotation, molecular function: protein binding. The record is from RefSeq and is a predicted model, not a curated record. Lineage: Eukaryota; Metazoa; Arthropoda; Insecta; Diptera; Drosophilidae.
GCUUUGUCUCGAUACUUUGGUGCUGCUGACAUACAGUGGCAGCGCAGCUCAAGUCAUUUAGUUAUUUUUCUGUCUGAAUUUAAGAAUUUUUGUUUUUGUUUGUCAGAAUAAUACUAAUACGGUUAAUACAAAAUAAUAAUUCUGGAGAGCUGACGGCACAUUGAAGAAAACGGCAGAGAAACGCGAGGAAAGCAGCAGCAGCAGCAGCAGUGCACGCAGAGAUUGACUUCCCGCCGCGCAUAGUGAUAGUAUUAUGGAAAAAGGAUGUUCAGUUGCUAGCAGUAAUUGUGAAAGUGCCGAGGACGACGCUCAGCAGGAAAGGAGCAGCAGCAGCCGAACUGGAAGCCACCAACUAAAGCCGCUAACACCUCAAGAAGCAUCACAGCCACAGCGACAUCCACAGCGACAUCCACAGCCAAAGCCAAGCACUAGCCAAGCGAGAUUAAUAGUAGCUGAAUCUAUGUCCAAGUUGAGGGAAGACGUGGAGGACUGUGUCUCUUCAAAUUCGCAACAUGGCUUUGCCGUCGUGCUCGAUGAUGAGUCCAGUACCGAGACGGGCGUCCUGGAAACGUACGAGAUAAGCUCUUCCAAUUCACUGCCCACCAGCACGGGAGGCGGGGCUGCUUCAACAGUGGGCGUUGUGGUGCCAGUCGACGAUAGCUCCUCGACAGAUACACUCAAUGGCAACGAGAACGGACGCAGCGAGGAUGAUGCCGCCUCCGAGGAGCGCAAUUCCGUUUUCUUCAAUGUCAACGAUACAGAGCCGCCCGUUGUAUGCCUUAUAAACGAUGACGAUGAUUUCGAUGAGGAGGAAAUUGUCGAGGAGGAAGACGACGACGACGACGACGACGAGGAGGAGGAGGAGGUGGAGGUGCGCUCCAUGCCCACAGACUGCCCCAACAAUACAUCACAGAUCGAUGGCAGCGCCGGCAUCGGUUGCACCGCUGACGGCAUCAUCACAACAGCCGAUGGCUCCAAAAUAUUCCUGGAGACACCUGUUGUUGACGAACCGCAAUCACAUACUCAUGCCAGCGUCACGGCCGGCAAUCCGGCUGCCGCAUCCGAGCAGCUGCUCGCAGGCAAACCAAAGCGGCUCAGCGAUGAAUUCGAGGCGGAGGAGCAGAACGUCCCGCCCCAAGGAGUUAAGGCUGAAACGGAAUGCGGACAGGCGGAUGUGGCUAGCAGUUCGCUGCACGACAGACAAAUGUCCGUGCGGCUCAAGCAGAUGAGCCUGACGGCCAGCGCCGAGGCGACGGCAGCCGCCAGCUCGACCAACAGCCACAGCUCGAGCACCUUAAGCCAGGCGGACAUUGACUCCAUGGAUCGCAUCGAGCGUCGCGACUUUGAGACCGAACAGCGACUCACCGGCGGCAUUAUACUCGGCACAAGUUCGCUGAUAAGCAAAAAUCGCCUCAAUCUAAGUCUGAUCAAUCGUGCCGCGGCAGCAGCAGCAGCUGGAGCUGGAGGAGGUGCAGCAACAGCUGGAGCUGGCGGCGGCAGCGAUGAUUGGCCCAGCAGCAGCCAGGCGCGCGCCUUCUCCUCGGACAGCAAGUGCACGUACAAGGAUCUAUCGACGACGCCGACGAGCAGCCGCAAGUACACGAACAGCCGACUGAGCAAGUCCACUGCCAAACUUAAUUUGGGCUCAACGCUGGAUUAUGCUAUUGCCGCGUGCCCGCAGCACAGUUCCAGCACCAAUUCCAAGCUGCCCUUUGUGGUACUCGUCAAGUCGUCCAGCGUUAACAGCAGCGGCAGCGGGAGCAGCAGCAGCAGCAGCAACGCGUCCACUUCCACCACCAAUCGCACAGAUGUCUACACGAGCACCAACUCGAAUGACAACCUGAACGCCUCCGCGACAAGCUGUCAGCAGCAGCAGUCGGACAAGGAUGCAGCCGCGCCACUGGCCACAUCCUUCAGCUCGGUGGGCUCACAGACGAGUCAGGAGUCAGGCUGUAGUCGCACCAGCGUGCUGGCCAAGUCGCUGGACGUGGAUGCACAGCCAUCGACCUCGGCCACAUCGACCACAUCCUCGGCGCGUUGCCAUUACGCAGCGGCAACUGUGAAGGCGGCCACAAGACAGGUGAAUGCCAGCGCCCAGACACAGGAACGUUUUCUGGCACGCAGCGGACUAGCAGCUGGCGGCAAUAACAACAACAAUCGGCCUCGUCGCCGCAUUGAAGCCACACGCAACAGCGCCAAUGAUGCCAUUGUUCUGGGCAUUGUUGUCGAGGAGAAUCCCAAUAAUGGUGACAACGGCGGUGGCGGCGGCGGUGGAGGAGGCGGCGGUGGAGGAGGCGGCGGCGGUGGCGUUGUCGAGCCGGGUGACUUUAGUGCCGAGGAGCCAUGGGGUAAUUGCGAUGAGGAGAACAACUGUUCCGAUUUGGAGGAGAUUUGCACAUGCCAGAACAGCAUCUUGGCCACGAGUCGCAGCGGCAGCAAUGCCAGUCUUAGCGAAGCCCUCGACAUGGACGCCAUGGAUAGCUAUCACGACGAAGCCGUUGCCAGCUCCGACUGUGUCCAACAGCAGCAGCAGCAGCAACAACAACAACAACAGCAGCAGCGCAAACGCAAAUACAACGAGGGGCGUAUGCUGGAUGGUGACUAUUCCAUGAGCAUAACGGGCAGCGGGGGCGCAGCUGGCGGCGGCCUGGGCAGCAUUGCCGGAACGGGCGAUAAUAGCCGUAAGCGGAUUGCCUAUGAUUUUGCCUCAACACCGCGCUCCUCAACCCAGCAGCCCUUAGGCAAUGCCGUGAUGCUCACGAUGACGCCAACGACAACGACGGGCGUCGGCCUGGUGGGCAGCUCGCCGGCGCUGGGUCGGCGUACGCCGCGUGCCCUGAUGCCGACACGCGACAAUCCGCCGCCGGAGCUGCAGCAUUGGCUGGCGCAAUUCCAGCGCUGGUCCCAUGCCGAACGGCUGCUGGCCGUGGAUCGUCUGAUCGAUCAUUGCGAUCCCUCGCAGGUGCGUCACAUGAUGAAGGUCAUCGAGCCGCAGUUCCAGCGCGAUUUCAUAUCGCUGCUGCCGCGCGAACUGGCGCUAUUUGUGCUCUCAUAUCUGGAGCCGAAGGAUUUGUUGCGCGCCGCACAAACCUGCCGCAGCUGGCGUUUCCUUUGCGACGACAAUCUGCUGUGGAAGGAGAAAUGCCGCAAGGCGCAGAUCUUGACAGAGACGCGCAGCGAUCGGCCCAAGCGUGGACGCGAUGGCAAUAUGCCGCCGAUUGCGUCACCCUGGAAGGCGGCGUACAUGCGACAGCACAUCAUCGAGAUGAACUGGCGUUCACGGCCCGUCCGCAAGCCCAAGGUGCUCAAGGGUCAUGACGAUCAUGUCAUCACCUGCCUACAGUUCUCCGGCAAUCGCAUUGUGUCCGGCUCCGAUGACAAUACGCUUAAGGUUUGGUCUGCGGUCAAUGGCAAGUGCCUGCGCACCUUGGUGGGUCACACGGGCGGCGUUUGGUCCUCGCAAAUGUCCGGCAAUAUCAUUAUUUCCGGCAGCACGGAUCGCACGCUCAAGGUGUGGGACAUGGAGAGCGGCAGCUGCGUCCACACGCUCCAGGGACACACCUCAACGGUGCGCUGCAUGCAUCUGCAUGGCAACAAGGUGGUCAGCGGCUCGCGGGAUGCUACGCUGCGUGUUUGGGACAUUGAGCUGGGCACGUGUCUGCAUGUGCUGGUGGGUCAUCUGGCGGCGGUUCGAUGUGUGCAAUACGAUGGCAAGCUGAUCGUGUCCGGUGCAUACGAUUACAUGGUCAAGAUCUGGCAUCCCGAGCGACAGGAGUGCCUGCACACGCUGCAAGGACACACGAAUCGCGUCUACUCCUUGCAGUUUGAUGGCCUUCAUGUGGUCUCCGGCUCGUUGGAUACCUCGAUACGUGUUUGGGAUGUCGAGACGGGCAAUUGUAAGCACACGUUGAUGGGCCACCAAAGCCUCACGUCCGGCAUGGAGCUGCGCCAGAACAUACUGGUCUCCGGCAAUGCCGACUCCACCGUCAAGGUCUGGGACAUAACAACGGGACAGUGCCUGCAGACGCUAUCGGGUCCCAAUAAGCAUCAGUCCGCGGUCACCUGCCUGCAGUUCAAUUCGCGCUUUGUGGUGACCAGCUCCGAUGAUGGCACCGUCAAGUUGUGGGACGUCAAAACGGGCGACUUUAUACGCAAUCUGGUGGCACUCGACUCCGGUGGUUCCGGCGGCGUUGUCUGGCGCAUAAGAGCGAACGACACGAAGCUGAUAUGCGCCGUGGGCUCACGCAAUGGCACGGAGGAGACAAAGCUUAUGGUAUUGGACUUUGAUGUGGAGGGCGCUUGUGUCAAGUGCUCAUAGGAACAGUGCCAGGAACAGUUCCAGUUGCAGUUCCAGUUGCAUUUCCAUAUGCAAACUGUUUGCAAAAGAUGGCGCCAGCUGCUCUAUGUUAUGAUAAACGCGAAUGCCGCUAAAACGCUUUAGCGAGCAGCCGGAAGCGAUAUCACACACACACAUACAUUCACACAAACACACCCAUAUAUAUAUAUAUACCCACACACUCUCACACACACACACACACACACUUACAAAGAGGACGCGUCUAUCUGUCAUGCAUAAUCAGAAUGUUAUCGUCGCUUGCCUUGCCAACAAAUGCAGCUGCUCACACACACACAAACACACACACACAUAUAUACACCACGAACACACACACACACACAUGGGAGUUGAGAGUUGUGAGUGUUAAAAGUUUUCAAUUGCGUUGCUUUUAUAUAGCCAAAAUUUGUUUUCCACAAAAUAGCAUAAUUUUUGCUUCUUAGUUCUUAUUGAUUAUAAAAAACGUGCAUACACAUACACAUCUUUAUAUACAUAUAUAUAUAUAUAUAUAUGUGCCUAUAUAUAUAUAUAUAUUGCAUUGAAAGUCGAAUACUUAGGGUACAUAUUGUGUAAUAUGUAAUAUUAACUAUAUACGUAUUAUGCAUAUACAACAUAUACAUACAUACAUACAUAUUUUGUUCCGUGUCGAAUGAACCGAAAAACGUUUUAUGAAAAAA